CUCUCUCUAGAAAAAAAUUAACAGAGUGAUUGUUCACACUUUCUCUCUCCAUCUACUACACUAGAUCAUAUAGACAUACACACUCCUUUCGGAGAUCAGAUGCUUCGGGUAGCUUUCCCGAAUCGACUGGCGCUCUUGAUUCGGGGCUCCCUUAUUAAUCCAGUUCAACCUUUUGUUUUCUUCUAGGGUUACGAAAUUACUGAGUGUUUAUGUUUUUACGAGUAUUCAUUUUCUCAGCUGAGCUCCGAAUUUUCAAUUCUCGAUCUAGGGUUUUCGGUUCCUAGGUUUAUUGAGUUAUUCAAUUCUUCAAUUUAAGUUAGUGAAUUUUGCUCUAUACAAAAAAUUUUCCGUCCCUUCCCGGGCAUUGGCUGCUGGAUUGGUGCUCGUGCUCAAGAUUGAGGACUGGAAUAUAUUUCAAGGUAAUUGUAUUUCAGCUCGAGCAUGAAUUGGUAAUGGAUUAUGUUAGGUGUUAUUGAAGUUAGGUAUUUCGGCUCAGUCCAAUUUGUAUAUAUGAGUGGAAUGUAAAAUGUUGGUUUAUUUCAGAGGAAUUGGGCUGAAACGGGUAGUUGGAGUGUUGCUGAUUUGUGGAAUCAGGUUUAGUAAUUGUUUGCAAGCUGAGUUUGUUUAGGUUAUUUCUUGAAUUUCUUCUGCAAAAAAUCUGUAAAUUUAAGCAAAGUUGAAAAGUUAACCAAUAGUGAAUUUUUAAUAUAGAUGUUCGAAUGAAUGCAAUUUUCCCUCCAGUGCUUUCUGCAGAUUAUUUUGGUUGCUAUAGUUGGUAACAGAACUCUGUAUAAGUGCGUGGAGCGGUAUAAUGAUGGCCAAGAAAGAUAGAUUCCCCCCUGGUUAUUCUGCUAGUGUUGCUCCACAUUAUGAAUCUGAAGGAUCUGGCAGCUCGGGACGCAUUGACUCUGUUGAUGGCUCUUCUGUGGCUAAGAGAAAAUGGGUUGAUUUGAAUUCAGCCUCCAGGGAUGGUUUUACUGUACCAGUACAAAUUAUUCCCAUGUCCAAAUUGUCUUCCUUGGAGAGGAAGAGUUUGGCGCGUCGCUUGACAUCAGAGCUUGAGAAGAUUCGAAUUCUCCAAAAUAAGAAAGGGCUGCAAGUGGGUAGCUUGAAGAAAUCGGCGUUGUUGAAUUCUGCAUCUGGGAAGAAAGCUCGUGGUUGGAAUCGAGCUAUAACGGGAAGGUUUCAAUCAGCAAGCAACAACUCUCAUGUGAAUGCUAACAACGCAACACUUAAGCAGUGUGAGGGUCUCUUGAAGAAGCUGAUGUCACAAGAAUUUGCUUGGGUAUUCAAUACUCCUGUCGAUGUGGUGAAACUGAACAUUCCGGAUUAUUUUAAUAUAAUCAAAACCCCCAUGGAUUUGGGAACAGUUAAGAGAAAACUCAAUUCAGGGAAGUACUCAGAUCCUAUAGAAUUCGUAGAUGAUGUCCGACUUACUUUAACGAAUGCAAAGACAUAUAAUCCACCUGGGAGUGACGUCCACGUUCUGGCUGAGUCAUUUAGUCAGUUCUUUGAAACAAGGUGGACAGCUAUUGAGAAUAAAUUUUUGGUGAUUGCUUCCCAUUCGGCACCUAAAAAGUCAAGGGGCAUUGAAGAAACUGGAAUAACCAAGACAUUGGCUCCGUCGAAAAAGAGGAAACCGAGUCCAAGACAACAUGAAGUAGUACAAGAACCUACAAAGCGGAAGCUGACUUCUGAAGACAAGCAUAAAUUGAGCAUGGAAUUAGAGGGUUUUGAUGGGGACCUACCUGAUACCGUCAUUGAUUUGCUCAGAGCACACACUUCAAAUAGAGGUGAUGGUGGAGAGGAUGAGAUUGAAAUAGACAUUGACGAUCUUAGCGAUGACACCCUAUUUACCUUGAGGAAGCUUUUAGAAGAACAUUUACCUGAUAACCAGAAGAACCUUGCCAGAUCUGAGGCCUGUGAGAUUGAGCUCCCAAAUGUAUCUGGGUUUAGCAAUUCAUCACUUCAAGUUGAUAAAGGCAACGAUAGCGAUCCCAUUGACGAGGAUGUUGAUAUUGGGGGAAAUGAAGCUCCUGUCACUAGCUAUCCUCCAGUUUUGAUUGAAAAAGAUGUUGGGGGAAGAGCUGCAGAAUAUAAUGAAGCAGGUCCAGACUCUCAUAGAGGGUCUGAAUGCUCCAAGGGUUCUUCAGCUGUAAAACAAGAGCAGGAUGAAACCUGUCACACAGCAGAUUCAGCUGAUAAAAAGGUUGACACUGGCGAGUUGGUUAGCAAAGAUACAUCUGCUAGUGAACUGGACCACCUUGAAGAUGGUUUAGUGAAGCCUUCCUCGAGUGAUUCAGAUGGACAAGUUGAUGUGGAGGGUGCACAAGAUGACAGGCAGGUCUCCCCAGACAAGCUGUACAGGGCCGCUAUCUUGAAGAAUCGGUUUUUGGACACAAUCUUAAAAGCUCGAGAGAAAACUCUAACUCAGGAUGAGAAGAUGGACCCUGAGAAACUCCGACGUGAAAGAGAGGAACUUGAGAUGCACAAAAAAAGAGAGAAAGCUAGGCUGCAAGCAGAAGCCAAAGCUGCAGAAGAUGCUCGUAAGCGGGCUGAAGCUGAAGCUGCAGCUGAAGAAAAAAGGAGAAGGGAACUGGAGAGAGAAGCAGCGAGAGAAGCGCUGCUCAAGAUGGAGAAGACAGUUGAAAUCAACGAGAAUUCUCGUUUUCUUAAGGACUUGGAAAUGUUGAGGACAGCCCCUACCGAGCAACUAGCACUAGCUAGCAUUGUCGAUGAAACAACUCCAGAGGACUCCCAGGAUGGGUUUGGGAGCUUCAAGUUCGGAAGUCAUAAUCCAUUAGAGCAGCUUGGAUUGUACAUGAAGAUGGACGACGACGAUGAGGAACCCGAACCCCCAACAACCGAUCCCAAUGCUACUACAUGCUCAAUGUAGAUGAAGGUGAGAUCGGUUCGCCUGCUCAUUGGACUCUCGAUAUUAUUGGUCUUCAACUUCGAAAAUCACAAAAAAAAGUCCUGAAAAUGAGAAUGAUUCCAACCUUAUUUGCGUGGGAAAUACGUAUAGCUGAUAUCAUGUUGUAUGAAUAUAUGAUGGUGUGGACGUGUGGUCUAUAUUGGCUCCUAAUUUUGCUCUCUUCUCUCUUAAUACAAGAUCUAAGUAUUGAAUUUGCA
Messenger RNA from Salvia splendens (bonfire salvia), 3132 nucleotides. RefSeq names its product transcription factor GTE9. The transcript has 11 exons. Bases 812 to 2896 code for a protein of 694 amino acids. NCBI's taxonomy places the organism in Eukaryota, Viridiplantae, Streptophyta, Magnoliopsida, Lamiales, Lamiaceae. The record is from RefSeq and is a predicted model, not a curated record. Gene Ontology annotation, molecular function: protein binding.